AGCAGCUGCUUCAAUCUGUCGCAACGUUUUCUUUGUUUCACAUGAAAAGUUCUGAUGAACAAUCUCAGACCGAGUCUCACCGAUCAAACCGGAUUAAACUGGGAUGAAACCGGAUUAACGGGGGAUUCAACCGGACUAAAGGCGCAGGGGAGGAGCGGCGGGACUCGAACCGGAGCAGAAGUUCGAGUCUGGACCAGAAUCCAGAUCAUGGAUCAUUAGAACCUGACCUGGAGGAAACGGGUCUACAUGGAGAUGAGAGGAUCUCAGAAGUGAUCGCGUGUUGAUUGUUUAUUGAUCAGCGGAAUGGCCGCGCUCCCGCUGCUGCUGCUCGCGCUCUGGACCUGCGGGCACGACAAGAGCGCGUUCGCGACGCGACCCUCCUACAGCCUGUACACCGGCGGGCACGCGCAUGGAGUCCGUGCAGCCAGCAGACACAGGAACUGGUGUUCGUUUGUGGUGACAAAGACGGUGAGUUGUGUUGUCGAGGACGGAGUGGAGACGUAUGUGAAACCUGAUUAUCAUCCCUGCAGCUGGGGGAGCGGACAGUGCAGCCGAGUGGUGGUGUACCGGAGCUUCAUGAGGCCGCGCUACAAGGUGGCGUACAAGAUGGUGACGCAGAUGGAGUGGAAGUGCUGUCAUGGCUACAGUGGAGAGGACUGCUCCAACGGUCCAGCUGGUGGAGCAGGACCCCAGGUCUCCACCUUCAGACCACAGCCCAGACCUGGACCUGGAGGAGGGACGGGCUCUGGAGGAGGACAGAGCGGGGGACACGGUGGAAAAGUUGAGAAUGAGAAGAUGAGGCAGCUUGAGGAGAAGAUCCAGAGUCUGACCAGGAUCGUCCAGGACCUGCAGUCCACCAUGAACAAUCCGUCCGUCAGCAGAGGAGGAGGAGGAGGAGGAGGAGAAGAAGGAGGAGGAGGAGGAGGAGGAGGAGGAGGAGGAGGAGGAGGUUCGUCAGGAGGAAGAAACCCUGCUGAUGCUGCUCAGCCAGAGAUUAAAGAGACGAUUCACAGUAUCCAGACCAAACUGGACCAACUGGACAAUCGCACACAGGCUCAUGAUAAAAACCUGCUCAGCAUCAACAACCACCUGGUGAACGGGAAAACCAACGAUCUGGACGGAGGUUCUCCUGGAGGAGGACUGAGCGGAGGGAAGCUGAACUCACUGAAGGAGGAGAUCCUGAGGGAGCUGGAGACCAGAGUGUCGCUGUCCUGCUCCUCCUGUCAGGUAUCACCAAACUACAGUCAACUAAUCACAGCGCCCCCUGAUGGUCAGGAAGUGACUACAGCCAUAUGUGAAGGAACAUUUGACUUGUUUCCGUGUUCAGGACUGAAUCGUCACGUGUCCAGUUUGUGGACAUGUGUCUCUGGUCUGAACGACACCGUCGUCCAUCAUGGAGGAAUUCUGGACGUGAUUCAGAAGAAUCAGGACGACGUCCACGGCCGGAUGAAGAACCUGAAUUCAAGCGUCAACCACGUCCUCAGAGAUCUUCAGAACUUCUCUGAGCAGGACGUGAGCGGCCAGCCUGGACCCCCAGGACCACCUGGUGAAAGAGGACUCAAUGGGCUGCCGGGCCCCCGGGGGCCCCCAGGACCUUUUGGACAACAAGGACACACCGGAGCUCGAGGUUUUCCUGGUCCCAAAGGGGAAACAGGUUCGCCCGGUGCUGAUGCUCAUGUCCCCAGACUGUCCUUCUCAGCCGCCCUCACCUUCCCAGUGGACAAAGCUGGGACCAUCGUCUUCGAUAAGAUCUUUGUGAAUGAAGGAGAUUUUUACGACCCGAGAACAGGUGUUUUCACCGCCCCAGUCGACGGACAUUACUUCUUCAGCGCCGUCCUGACGGGUCAUAAGAACGAGAAAAUCGAGGCAGUUCUGUCAAAGUCUAAUUACGGCAUGGCCCGCGUGGACUCUGGAGGCUACCAGCCCGAAGGCCUGGAGAACAACCCUGUGGCCGAGGCGAAGACCACUCCGGGCUCCCUGGCCGUCUUCAACAUCAUCCUGCCGCUGCAGGCCCGGGACACGAUCUGCAUCGACCUGGUGAUGGGAAAACUGGCCCACUCCGUGGAGCCGCUCACCAUCUUCAACGGGAUGCUGCUGUACGAGGACAUGUGACCACCUCGUCCUGACGCUGCCUGAGAACCAGACCGACAGGAACAGGAAGUGUGACGUCAGAGGGUUCAACCCUGACCCUGAAUGACCCUGAAUGACCCUGACUCUGACCCUGAAUGACCCUGACUCUGACCCUGAAUGAACCUGAAUGACCCAGACUCUGUCCCUGACCCUGAAUGACCCUGAAUGAAUCUGACUCCUGAAUGAAUCUGACCCUGAAUGACCCUGACCCUGACCCUGAAUGACCCUGAAUGAAUCUGACUCCUGAAUGAAUCUGACCCUGAAUGACCCUGACCCUGAAUGACAGCUGAACUGUGUGACUGCUUUAGUCCAAUCACCUGAUGUGAUGUGGUCACAUGACCUCGGAGCAGCACUGUGAGGACACGACUGUAAAGCAGGACUCGCUGACGCCUGCUGCUACUUGAAUCUUUUAAACACGCGACUUCCUGUGGUGAAGAAUUACAGAAUUAACAGUUUGUAGCAUAAUACCCCCCCCUACAGGCAGCAUAGUUCAUUACAGCCACAACAUACAACUUUUUCUUUUCUGAUUCUUCAAGUUUGAACAAUAGUGGAGCAAAACCUGCAGAAUGUGACCAGAAGGUGGCGCCACUGGAGAGAUCGUCUGCAUCUAAAAACAAGAUCUGGACAUUUAUUGAUGAUCUGAUUGGUCGAUAUUUAGAUCCCGGUGUGUGGUUGAUGAUCUGAGUCAGAGACACUGAGACGUUUGGACAGACAGUGAUCCUCAAGCUCCGCCCACGUGGGAGUUUAACUUUGAGUUUGAUGAAAAGCCAAGAAAAUGUUUCCUGUUGAAUUUGAUAGGAAGUGAGUUCACAUUGUGAAUGUUUUUAUGUUGAGCUGCACCUUCUCUUGUUUUAAUUGUGUUAAUUUUUGUGUCCAACUUUUUAAACCAUUAUAACAAAAUGUCACUUUUAGCGUGUGUUAAAGAACAAAGGCAUAAAACACACCAUAUUUUCUUAUUGUCAACAAAUCACAUUAAAGAGCAGCAGUGGAGGAGAAACGUCAGAAAACCACACUGUAAAAAUACAAAGAGAAGUUUUUAUUUUAAAUGUUAUUUAAGUAAACAUAAAAAAUAUUUAUCAUUUAAAUGUUUUAUAUUUUUUAAUUGUGUAAAAUCGUAUAAUAUUUUAUAGCUAUGCGCAUAUACACACACACAUACACACAUACACUCACACACAAACACACACACAACCAUUAAACUCAUCUUUAGAAUCUGACUGAUAAGAACACCAUCUAUAAGAUAAAAUAAGAUGAGAUAAAAUAUAUUAAGAUACGAUAAGUUUAAAAUAGAUAAGAUAAGAUAAUCGGUCCUUUGGUCUUUACAAACAGAAACAUUGCGUUUGUUUAUUUACAUGUACAACGAGGAAAUGAGUUUUGACCACAAGGGGUCAGUGUAGUCACAUUCUAACAUCAGGUGUGAAAAGAACCAGUCACAGAUUAGUUACACACACAGUAGUUGCAUAAUCAACUACUGUGUAAAGUACUUUAGUACAAUAUGUGAGUAAAAGUACUCAGUAACUGUUGUUACUCUAGAUAAAAUCUCAUCAACAGACACAUUAUUAAAACUGUUAGUUUGCUGCUGAACAUGUGAUUUGUUGACAGAAAUGAAAAUAUUCAGUGUGAACGGAAACAGUUUAAAUCUGAAGUUAAACCAUCACCACUGAGACGUAUGAAGGACAAACACACACACACACACACACACACACACACUCACACACACACAUACACACACUCACACAUGCACAGACACACACAAUGGUUUUUGCUCUAAUGAUCAUUUCUCUAAGAACGACGUAUGAAUCAUGUAUUUCAACUAAACCUUCUGUUAUUUAAUGACUUCAUCAGCAGCUGAUGUGAGGACGUGUGAUGGUUUCAUAUCACUGACGUGUUUGUUUUCACUCUUCACUGAAUAAACUGAUGAACCAGAUAUUUAUAACACGUAUACUUUAGCUAUCAUCUUCAUCUAGUCCGAGAGGAGAAGUCACGAGCGUCACUUGUGUUAGAGUGAAUUCUAAAGUUGAUUCUCCGACAGGCUCCAGCUUCACUUCUCAUGUUAAAUCUCACUUUUGUAUCCAGUAAAUUUCACUGUCAUUAAAACACGAGUGAAACCAAA
This is a messenger RNA of Pleuronectes platessa (European plaice), 4240 nucleotides long. Its product is annotated as EMILIN-1. NCBI's taxonomy places the organism in Eukaryota, Metazoa, Chordata, Actinopteri, Pleuronectiformes, Pleuronectidae. The record is from RefSeq and is a predicted model, not a curated record. Gene Ontology annotation, molecular function: protein binding. Bases 304 to 2112 code for a protein of 602 amino acids. The transcript has 10 exons.